Molecule: messenger RNA, 1643 nt
Organism: Cicer arietinum (chickpea)
Lineage: Eukaryota; Viridiplantae; Streptophyta; Magnoliopsida; Fabales; Fabaceae
Molecular function (GO): DNA-binding transcription factor activity; DNA binding
Source: RefSeq, a predicted model, not a curated record
UUCUAUUUUCGAUUAUUUUAUUUUAAUGGCAAGGUGUAUGUCCUCUGUGCUUUUAUUAUCUUUUGCUUUUAAUUGAUUUAAUUGAGGUGCCAUCAUUAUGUAAAUAACUUGUAUUAGGGUGAUGUUUUUGCAUGCCAUUUUUUUUAAAAAGGGCAAUGGAAUUUGAAAGAGUUGGAUGAUGUCUUUGAAUAACAGCUAAACCAAAGUACACUUUUUUUCAUGUUGAUAUAUGUUUUUUUCUUCUUCUAUAUUAGGCUUGGCAUGUAAAGAAACAUAACAAGUGAAGUAAAGCAACUCACUCCCUUCACACAAGACAGAGUGAUACAUCCAAUAUUGUUCCAACAACAUGUCCAUAAAUCAAUUGGAAUCUCAACAUCAAAUUUUUGAGCCCUACAACAUAGUCACUCCUCUAGAGGACAUACCAACAAUCAUUCAUGAAUCAAUUGCAAAUGAAGCUUAUAUGAAUUUUCAAUCUCAACAACACCAUCAACAUCAAAUUGAUAUUCCUCUUUGGACCAAUGAAUUUUCCAUGACAACAACAAGAGACUCACCUUUUCUGUUUUGUCACGACUCUAAAUUGGUUUUUGAAUCUUUAAUGUCUAAUAGUGAAGGUGACGAUAGUUUUUCUUCUUCUGAAAAGUGUAGUGAAUUUCACUAUUGUUCUCAUAACAAGCAAAUUUGUGAGCACCUUUCACAACAACAUAAGAAGGUGUUGGAGUGUGAUGAUCCAACAGAUCAAAAGUCCCAUGAAGUUUCCUUUCAGAAAACUCAGAAGGAAUCAUGCACAAAGCAGUCUUCACCUUGUGACUUAGCUUUUGCAACACCUAGCAACUAUGAUUUUGAGAUAACAGAAAAGGGUAAAAGAAGAUUAAGAUGGACAAAAGAAUUGCAUGAGACAUUUAUUAUGAUUGUCAACCGCCUUGGUGGUCCAGAAAAUGCAAAGCCUAAGGCUAUAUUAGAGAUGAUGGGUUUGGAUGUGCUAACCAUUUCUCAUGUUAAAAGUCAUUUACAGAAAUAUCGUUCUACCUUCCACACGCACAAAUCCUUGAAUGGAAUAUCUGAGGAAGGACAAAAAUCAAAUGGGAUUAAUGAGCUUCAAAUCAAAAUUCAAAUGCAAAUAGAGGAAUCGCGACAACUCCAACUUGAGGUUGAGAAGAGCAAUCAACGGCAAUUAGAGAUGCAGCAAAAUUUACAACUCGUUAUUGAACAUCAGAAGAAGCAACUCAAAUUAAUGUUAGAUCAAAAAAUGCAAAAAACCAAACUGAAGAAAAUUUCUAAUUCAGAAUAGAGUUGACGUGUUAGUACUAGAAUUUCCUUUCAUUUGUUCUCUUUCUUUGUCCUUUUAAAGAAAAAGACACACUACUAGCCAUUUGUUUUCUUUUCAUGCUCAAUGGCAAAUGCAAUUUGGAAAUCAAUUUUUAAUUGGUUUGAUUGGCUUUUGGUGGAUUAAGGUAUAGUAAAGUGGUGGAUAAUUUCUUGACUUUCACCUCUUUGGUGAAACGAAAAAAAAAAUGAUUGGAUUACUAUACUAGGACUACUAUAAUGGUUCCUCAAUGUUAAUCAUCAAAACUAUCACUUAAAUUUGAAUUGUUUUAAUAAAUCGUGGAAAGUUAUUAGUAAAGAUUGGAUUGUUUUUAAAACUA